Penaeus monodon (black tiger shrimp) is the source of this 478-nucleotide messenger RNA. RefSeq names its product muscle M-line assembly protein unc-89-like. NCBI's taxonomy places the organism in Eukaryota, Metazoa, Arthropoda, Malacostraca, Decapoda, Penaeidae. The record is from RefSeq and is a predicted model, not a curated record.
UUCCUAAAAGAACGUCCCGUUUCUGGAUGCGUCCGGAUUCCGUCGCCUUCGUCGCUCGCAUGUUUACCACCACAACGCGUGAGCAAAGGGUACUUUUAAGUGAUUUGGAAUGCCUCUAGUAGGAAAGAUGGGAGGUAAGGAGAAAAAGAAGGUCACAAGUGUGAAACGCAAAAACUCCAUUGGAAGGUCUGCAAAAGAUUUUGUCAGCCCAGAGAAGAAAGCCAGAAGUGAUAGCAAAACAUCAGUCAGGAAGGAAAAAUCUCCCAUAAAAGAGAAAACAACUGCUAAGAGCGUUUUGCCACAUAAGAAUCCUCAAACCUCUGACCAGGAGGUUGUGAAUGAGAGUAAAAAGUCACAGAAAAGAGCAAAGGUUGGUAAAGAUAGUCAAGCCAGUGCUGUCAGCGAAGUGAUGCCAGCAAAAAAGAAAAAUGAUCCCACCAAGGAACCACCCAAAACUGAUGUAGCGUCACCAGAUUCA